AUGAACGUCGAGUUCCAGACCUACUCCGGCGGCCUGGACCGCGUCUCCAUCGACCCGUACACCAUCACGCGCGACCUGUUCACGCCGCUCCCGCAGAACCUCAACCCCGAGGAGAAGGACGUUGCCACCGCCGCCGGCCUGCGCCAGCUCUUCGGCAACGCCUACCUCAUGGAGGAGGAGCGCGCCCAGUUCUACAACGCAGAGUCGCAAUACCGCUGCGACCAGAUCACCGCAAAGGAGUUUCUGCGCGCUGCCGCCAAGUCACAGACCUACCGCCAGCGCUUCUUCGACUCGGUCUCGCAGUACCGCUUCAUCGAGCUCAACUUUAAGCACAUACUCGGCCGCGCCCCGCUCAACCAGGUCGAGUAUUCCAAGCACUUCAAGAUCUUCGCUGCCGGUGGCUUCGACGCGGAGAUCGACUCGUACUUUGAUGACCCGGAGUAUGACGACGUCUUUGGCGAGGAUGUUAUGCCCUACACUCGCUUUCGCGGCACGUACGCGCCCAUCAACCAGUUCAACCGCAUGUGCACCAUCGAGGGUGGCUUUGCCGGCUCGGACAAGUGCAAGCCGCAGAUGCUUGUCACCUCGCUCGCCGCCAACGUGCCGACCUCGGCGUUUUCAGUCGUCGAUGGACUUCCGGCCAUCCCCAACUCGGAGCACCAGUCGAAGAAGUAUGACCUGCCCGAUGCGUCGCUUGAGCGCUUUAGGAACGAACUCGAAAUUGCAGCUGCAAAGGCCUACCAGCUGCAGAUCGAGCUCAACGAGGCGUAUGAGAAGUUGAGCGGCUUCCGCGAUUACGCCAACCCAUUCAAGGCCAUGGCACAGGACAUGAACAUUACGCAGCUGUAUGGAAGCAACUAUGGCUCUGGCAAAGUGUCUGUGUUCGCGGGUGAGUACAUUGGCGCGAAGGCAGGUUCGUGGGGUCCGUCCGGGGUGGACAAUAUCAAUGGCCCAACGCGUCGCCCGGCAGUGGUGAUCGGGAAGAAGGAAAAGCAACUGGAGAGGGUCAAGCAGUUGAUUGUAGACCUGGAGCGCAAGGUUUCGGUGCUGGAAGCUGAACGGGAGAAGCCUGCGCUAACGCCGGGAGUGAGCAUUAGUGGAUUUAUGGAUAUGCAGCAGCAGGAGGUAGCAAAGGCGCAGGCGCAGUCUGGGUCGAGUGUGACGAUGCCGCUGCCGGCGCCAGUUCCAAGGGUGAUCGAGGUUCAACCUGCAGAGGCGGAGAACUUGAUCGUGCCGGAACUGGUGGACGUAGAAGACGAGGAGAGCGGACUGGUGAAGCCGCAAUCAGUGCAGGUAGAGACGAAGAGACAGAUCAAGGAUGUGGGCAGGCUGCCUAAGGAAUUGAUGGAGGAAAUUGAAGAGGAAAAGAAGGCGUCUGGACAGGACUUCUUGGAGGGUAAGGGCCCCAGGGAGGCUUUCCCUGGCGACGGGUCGGAAAUGGUUAUCGGCGGAUGAGGGGAGAUGGUGUGCUUUUUUUGGGGUGUGUGGGAGGGGUGUUGGCAGGCAUGCGCAUACAAGACACAUUUUUGAGGAAAUGUUGGUGUUGUUUGUGCAAGCUUGUUGUGUGGCAAGUAGAUGAAAGUGUCUCAGUGUAGGACACGAAGGAAAAUAUAAAAGAGCGUGUUUGUGCUCGUAUCAGUUUGUCUUUCUGA
Chondrus crispus (carragheen) is the source of this 1652-nucleotide messenger RNA. RefSeq lists its product as hypothetical. The transcript has 2 exons. The record is from RefSeq and is a predicted model, not a curated record. Gene Ontology annotation, biological process: photosynthesis. Gene Ontology annotation, cellular component: phycobilisome. The coding region runs from base 1 to 1455 and encodes 484 amino acids. Lineage: Eukaryota; Rhodophyta; Florideophyceae; Gigartinales; Gigartinaceae.